UUUUUAAUGUGUGCUUCGGCAGCCGGUGUGCAUUGCUUUUAAGCAUGGUACAGUCAGUAAUCGUGGCAGUUAAAAUACUGAACUACACAUUGAUCAAACGUUUUGGCGGUUUUUGAACAGUUUUUGGGCUGUUCUGGCAACACUGAAACUCAGACACAGAGAGCGUAUUCGCUCUAGAUAAGGAGUGGCAGUUUCCACCUAGCUCACUCAGACUCCAGGACUGGCUCAGAAAACUUUUUAAGCCAUGCCUCUGCAGGUAAAGGCAGAAUCUGUGCUCGACAGCAGAGAUUACACACGGGUGGACGUGGCAUCAAGUCUUAACAGAAGUGAAGACAUGGAGGAGAUGACAAAGAGGAAGACUGGAUAUGGGAUGAGCAGGGAGGAAAUAGACGUACUAUCCAGUAUAAAGGAGGAGGAAGAGGAAGGCGAGGAGAGACAGAGUAAGGAGAUGAAGAGGGAGGAUGGUGUGAGCGAAGAAGAGGACAAGGAACUGUGGAGUGAGAAGGGAAAAGAGAGGGAUGAACAGGGGGAGAGAGAUCAUACUGAUCACACCACCCAACCUGAAAGAGAGCUGAAGAAUGAGGGAAAUCAAGACUGCGGUUAUUGGGAAGAGAAAGCCCUGCCACCUCGGGUCACUUCCUGUUUGCUCACUGACAGGUCGCCUCCUUGUCCCGUGGACAUUAACGGGUACCAGGGAGUGAGAUAUCUAUGUAGGCAGGAUGAAGUCUCACCAAUGGUCCCAGAGAGGUCACGGAGGCUGAAAGGACAGGCUGGGACAUGUAAGAGGGAGAUGAUGGACAGCGCCAUGACAGAUGCAUCAGAGAAGGACAUCUGUGCUGAACCCUUCCAGGGAUCUUCCCUCAUCUGCUCCCGGAAAGGAGACACAGGGGAGACUGGUGAGGUAUCAUCGCAUGUCUUUGCCUGCUCCCAAUGCCCUUUCGUUCACACAGAAAAAAUGAACCUUCACCAGCACAUUGAGAAGGUACACCCAGAGGAGUACAGCAGGAUUCUGGGAUCUGCAGGAAAUGGAGCAGAGAACCCACUGCCUCCCAGCAGCACCCCUCCGCAUCCCACACCCCCUAAGACACUCCCCGCCCCGACACAGUCCCACACAGCCACCCAGUGCUCCCAGUGUGGGAAGUGUUUUACUCUUCAAUCUGAGCUGACCUUACAUCUGCAGACUCACACAGUGGACCAUACGUAUCACCGCUCCCAGUGUGGGAAGAGUUUGAGAUGUUUAUCACAACUGAAAAGACACAAACGAACUCGCACAGGGGAACGUCCACUCCACUGCUCCCAGUGUGGGAAGAGCUUCAGGUAUGCCUCAUUACUCUCAAGACACCAGCGUGCUCACACGGGGGAGCGCCCAUUCAAGUGCUCACAGUGUGGAAAGAGCUUCAGUCAGUAUAACACUCUAACGCAACACCAGCGAAUCCACACAGGAAAUCCAUUCCACUGCUCUGACUGUGGAAAGAGUUUCAGAUCUCCAUCAGAACUGAAAAUUCACAAGCGAACUCACACAGGUGAGCGUCCAUACCACUGCUCUCAGUGUGAAAAAAAAUUCAUAUCAGCAUCACAGCUGACAGCACACCAGCGAACCCACACAGGGGAACGCCCAUACCACUGCUCCCAGUGUGGAAAGAGUUUCAGGUCUGUGUCGCACCUGACAACACACCAGCGAAUUCAUUCAGGGGAGCGCCCAUUCCACUGCUCCCAGUGUGGGAUGAGCUUCAGGUGUGCCUCAUUACUCUCAAGACAUCAGCGCACUCACACAGGGGAGCGCCCAUUCAAGUGCUCACAGUGUGGAAAGAGCUUCAGUCAGUCUAAUACUCUAACACAACACCAGCGAAUCCACACAGGAAAUCCAUUCCACUGCUCUGACUGUGGAAAGAGCUUCAGAUCUCCAUCAGACCUGAAAAUUCACAAGCGAACUCACACAGGUGAGCGCCCAUACCACUGCUCUCAGUGUGAAAAAACAUUCAUAUCAGCAUCACAGCUGACAGCACACCAGCGAACCCACACAGGGGAACGCCCAUACCACUGCUCCCAGUGUGGAAAGAGUUUCAGAUCCGCAUCACACCUGACAUUACAUCAGCGAUGUCAUACAGAGGAACGUCCGUAUGACUGCUCCCAGUGUGGGAAGAGUUUCAGAUCUGCAUCAAAUCUGACAACACACCAGCGAAUUCAUACAGGGGAGCGCCCAUACCACUGCUCGCAGUGUGGGAAGAGUUUCAGGUCUGCAUCGAAUCUAACAACACACCAGCGAAUUCAUACAGGGGAGCGCCCAUACCACUGCUCCCAGUGUGGAAAAAAUUUCAUAUCUGCAUCACACCUGACGACACACCAGCGAACUCACACAAGGGAGCGGCAAUUUCACUGUUCCACAUGUGGAAAGAGCUUCAAAUCAACAUCACAACUGACAGCACACCAGCAAACUCAUACAGGAGAGCUCCCAUUCCACUGCUCCCAGUGUGGAAAGAGCUUCGCACAGUCGGGUACUCUGACACAACAUGAGUUAACUCAUGCAGGGAAGCAUCAUGCGCGUAGACGCAACGGCUUUCUGCUCCUCUUACCGGUGCCUUUUGCUAUUAAUAUAAGAACAUAAGAACAUAUGAUGAGAACAGGUCAUUCGGCCCAACUAA
Megalops cyprinoides (Indo-Pacific tarpon) is the source of this 2642-nucleotide messenger RNA. Its product is annotated as zinc finger protein 345-like. Bases 245 to 2605 code for a protein of 786 amino acids. Gene Ontology annotation, molecular function: RNA polymerase II cis-regulatory region sequence-specific DNA binding; DNA-binding transcription factor activity, RNA polymerase II-specific. The record is from RefSeq and is a predicted model, not a curated record. Gene Ontology annotation, biological process: regulation of transcription by RNA polymerase II. The transcript is spliced from 4 exons. NCBI's taxonomy places the organism in Eukaryota, Metazoa, Chordata, Actinopteri, Elopiformes, Megalopidae.